CCGCCCUUCACUUUAGCACAGAGGAGCAACAGCUCGUUUUCGUAGAACUUUGAUAGAAAGGCCCAUUUCUAGCCAUGAGUUUGGGUCUACUUUUUAUCUUCUCACAAGCCAGUUGACAAACCACAAGGGUGUAUGUGAGCUCGUGUAUGUAGGGUAGGGUGUUGACACCCCCACUACAAAGGUCCCUCUGCAGGUUGCUACCUACUCUAUUGCGGGGCAUCAGAUCCUUCUACAGCCCUGGGUAUUAGGCACCAAGAUUACUGUCCUCCCUUAAGAGUACUUUUUCACCCAAAAUUUGUUCUUCAUCUUUGUGGCAACUCAGACCUGUUAUUAUUUCAACAUGCUUGACUUUCUUGCUCGCGCUUCUUUAGUAGCUUCGGUCUUGGCCGCUGGCCGUACAACAGCCCCCUCUGGUGCAAUUACUGUUGGUUCUGGUGGUAAAUUCUCUACUGUAUGAGCACUCUUUUUCUGGCGAAUCAUUGUCCGAAUAAUAGCUGAUGUGAAUCAGAUUCAAGCUGCCAUUAAUUCUUUGAGCACGACAUCUACAACGGCUCAGAGCUUAUUUGUCCUUGCUGGCACAUAUAAUGAGCAAGUCAUUAUUCCGGCCAGAAAAGCAGCUCUUACUGUCUACGGAUAUACCGAGAAUACCGGUUCUCCCUCGUCAAAUGUGGUAACCAUUACUCAUAGCUCAAGUCUUCUCUCUGGUGCUAAAGACGAUGAAGCUAGUAUGUUCUACCUAUAUCUCCUUGCCUUGCAUACUCUUCAUACUUGUCGUCGAAUGGAGCUUUAUUUCCCCAACUAGGAAACAACUUACUGAUAUAUGUUUGUAGCUGGAACCGUACAGAACAGAGCCGUCAAUUCCAAGUUCUACAACAUCAACAUCAAAAACACCUACGGACAAGGCUCCCAGGCCAUUGCACUAUCAGCUUGGGGCGACAAGCAAGGAUACUACGGUGUUGGGCUUUCAAGUUACCAAGAUACCCUUCUCGCUCAAACCGGGAAGCAGGUCUACGGAAAAUGCCGUAUUGAAGGAGCCGUUGACUUCAUUUUCGGCCAACACGCACGAGCAUGGAUUGAUGGUGCCGACAUCAAGGUGGUUGGAAAAGGUGCUAUCACAGCAAAUGGAAAAGCAUCCUCUUCAGAUGUUUCUGCCUAUGUGAUUAACAAAUCUUCCAUCUCUGCUUCGUCAAGCUCGAUUGCGGCAGGAUCAGUUUACCUCGGUCGACCAUGGAGCAAGUAUGCGACUGUCUGCUUCCAGAACACCAAGAUGUCCAACAUUAUCAAUGCUGCUGGUUGGGAGGUGUGGAGUACCAGCUUGGCAAAUACCGAGAAUGCUGUUUUUCAGGAGUUUGGCAACACUGGAGACGGAGCUUCGGGACAGAGAGCAAGCUUCUCGAGUAAGAUUGGUUCUGCUAUUAGCAUCUCGACAAUCUUGGGCAGCGACUAUACUAGCUGGGUUGAUACAGCUUAUUUGUCUUAGAUGGGAGUGAGGUCAACUUCCGAUUUUUGCUGUGUGUAUUUUGAGCAUGUUCAUAACAGGAUUCCCUCUAUAAGCCAUUCCAUUCUUUAGAUAUAUCUGUUGCGGGCAUUUCUGUUCAGAUUGGCAUCAUUGGCGGUCGAUGGGAUAUAAUAUGAGCUUCUCUGCUAGAUUAAUCAAUUAAAUGUUAAUGAAGAGUUUUUAUUCUCAAUACUUAUAACCCUCGAAUACCCCAAUUUGAAAGUCGCAUCAGGAACCCAAAGUCUAG
Molecule: messenger RNA, 1745 nt
Organism: Hymenoscyphus albidus
Lineage: Eukaryota; Fungi; Ascomycota; Leotiomycetes; Helotiales; Helotiaceae
Source: the annotation of a GenBank genome assembly